CACCCAAGAAAUGCUGUCACGUGACCGUCAACUUUCACCCAGGAUGUCUACCUCGAGACUUCCCCUUAGCAACCGACUGGCCGCGCUUGGUUCCCUUAGCAACCGAGCGAGGCAUCUGCUGCAUGGAACCAGUCCGGUAGCCGGCGCUUCAGACGGGGCUUUGUUUUUCAGAGUCACAUGAUCCCAAGUUCUUGUUCCACUGGACAACUCUGGUUUUGUUUCUCCGUGAGGAGGCUGCUCCAUUGACAGUGGUGUAAAACUCGCUGCGGCUUUUCCCAUCCCCUGCCUCUGGUCUUCACCAACAACACCAUUGUCAGGGAAAAUGAACUGGCUGUACGACUCAGUGGAGCCAAGAGUGAUGGACGAGGACAUGCUCAAGCUGGCUGUGGGAGAACAGGGCCCACGGGACGAGGCUGGGCAGCUGGCCAGGCAGGAGGGCAUCCUCUUCAAGGAUGUGCUUUCACUGCGGCUGGACUUCCAAAACAUCCUGCGCAUAGACAGCCUCUGGCAGUUUGAGAACUUGAGGAAGCUACAGCUGGACAACAACAUCAUCGAGAAGAUCGAGGGCCUGGAGCGUCUGGUACACCUGGUCUGGCUGGACCUGUCCUUCAACAACAUCGAGGCCAUUGAGGGGCUGGACACACUGGUGAACCUGGAGGACCUGAGCUUGUUCAACAACCGGAUCUCCAAGAUUGACUCUCUGGAUGCCCUCGUCAAGCUACAGGUGUUGUCGCUGGGCAACAACGAGAUCAGCCACAUGAUGAACAUCAUCUACCUGCGGCGGUUCAAGGACCUGCGGACACUCAGCCUCUCUGGAAACCCCAUCGCGGAGGAGGAGGAUUACAAGAUGUUCAUCUGUGCCUACCUUCCUGACCUUGUGUACCUGGACUUCCGGCGCAUCGACGACCACAUGAUAAUAGUUUGGAAGUCAUCACGGGCUCCGAUGCUUGCAAUGGGCCAGAGAGCUGUUGGGAAGGAGCUGGCAGAGAUCAAACACCAGUACGGCAUUGACGAGCUGAAGCAGCGAGAGAACCUGAUUCAGGCCCAGCUGGAUGAUGAGCGGGCCCAGCAGGAGGAGCUGGAGGAGCACAAGGCCUCGUUCGUCGAGCGCCUGAACGGCUCCUUCCUGUUUGACAGCAUGUACGCUGAGGACGUAGAGGGCAACAAGCUGGCCCACCUUCCCGGCGUCAGCGAGCUCGGCCUCACCUACAAGGACAAAUUCGUCAUCGUCUGCCUGAACAUCUUCGAAUAUGGCCUGAAACAGCAGGAAAAGCGCAAAGUGGAGCUUGACACCUUCAAUGAGUGUGUCCAGGAGGCCAUCCAGGAAAACCGGGAGCAGGGUAAACGCAGGAUUGCCAAGUUCGAGGAGACGCACUUGCUGAGUUUAAAUGCCAUUCGAGAUGAGUCCGAAGUGACCAACCUUGAGAUGAAGGUAGCGGAACACAGCAAGGACAUCACUGAGCUGUUCAACAUGCUCAUGACACUGGAGAUGCAGUUGGUAGAGCAGCUGGAGGAGACUAUAAACACGUUUGAAAGGAACAUCAUGGACUUGGUGGCACUCUUUAUUGAAAACGUCCAAAGCCUAUAUCCUUUUCCCAGAUGACCCUCUAUGGGGAGACGCUACUGGCUCGUGGGGUUAUCCUGGCCCACACCUGGGCUCCCCCUGCCUCCAGGGGAGCCAGAGGAGAAGCACCUGCAUUUUAUUUUUUAUUUUAUUUUUUUUUAAUGUUUAUUUAUUUUUGAGAGACAGACAGAGACAGAGCACGAGUUGGGUAAGGGCAGAGAGAGAGGGAGACACAGAAUCCGAAGCAGGCUCCAGGUUCUGAGCUGUCAGCACAGAACCCGACGUGGGGCUCGAACUCAUGAGCUGUGAGAUCAUGACCUGAGCUGAAGUCGGCCACUCAACCGACUGAGCCACCCAGGCGCCCCAGCACCUGCAUUUUAAACAAAAGGCAGAGAAGGGUUAAAGCUCUUUCACCAACUAAGCAGGAUGCAAAUAAGUGGUCCCCUUCCAGGUAGCCACCUUUGGGGUCACACCUACCCCCUCCCACUGCCACCAGGGCCCUAAACAUGUUGGCAGAGAUGGCCAAAAAGUCCAUACUUUAGAAUACUUCACUUUUUGCCAGAAAUACCUGAGCCCCAGUCUGCUGUACAGAAAGAUCUAUACCUGUACCAAGAUGAUAUCCACCCCAUCACAGGACCCCAUUUAGUGGGAAUCUCGACCUGUGACGUUAGAGGAAUAGAAAUCCUCUAGUUUGUCACCACAGAAAAAGCUCACCUUCAAAAGAUGGAGAUUUGGCAACUACUUGGAAUGUUCAAAGAAUGUUCCACAGGGUCUGAGGGAGUUUCCCAUCUCUCAGAACAAUGGUGCCUUGUUAGCAUAAGGGUUUGGAUACCUACCGGGCUUGCUGUGUGGGGCCCCAUCGAUUGCAGUAUAAGGCCUGGCAUAUUUGUUCUCAAAGGAGGGAUGUUCACGGAGAGACCACACCCCAGAAUCCCUGUCUGCUUCCUACGUCGCAGGUACACACACCCUGGGAGUGGGACAGAUACUGACAAAUCAUUUAGAAUGAGAUCGUCAGGUUAAAUGUCAGGGUUAGAGCAUUUAGGGCAUGACCAACCUUUCUGCUACCUGAAUUCAGGGCCCUGCCGUGUAGGGGACAAACUGCUAUGCUCUACCCCAGAAGUAGCCUCCUAGUCCUACCUUUCUGGGUCCACAGUCGUGCAAGGAGACAGAGUUACGGAGGCAGUAAGUGAGCAGCCCACACAGAGAUCGGGGCCAGGAGCCUCCCUGAGGGAGGGUCCACUGAGAACCUGAGUGUGGGCCAGAGGGACAAGGCAGAAAAGUGGGGAGGACAUCCCAGGCAGAAGAGGCAGCCUGUGCAAAGGCCUUGAGGAUGGGUCACAGAGAUCCAGUUCUAAGACGGGGUCUUUAGGCCACAAGAGAGAGUGGGAAGUUCCUGGAGAGCCAUAGCAUGGGAGGGAUGAGGUCCGGUUACCUAUGUUUAAGAGCGUGCUGGCUGCUGUUGGGAGAAAAGGCUAGAGCGGAAAGACCAGCUCUUUGCUGUCCAGUCAGGAGGCGGUGGCAGGGAGAGAGGUGUUGGAUGGAGAGGCUCUGAGAGAACCCAGCGCCAAGGGUCAGUGGUGAGCGGGUGUGUGAGUGU
This is a messenger RNA of Acinonyx jubatus (cheetah), 3161 nucleotides long. RefSeq names its product dynein regulatory complex subunit 3 (gene DRC3). NCBI's taxonomy places the organism in Eukaryota, Metazoa, Chordata, Mammalia, Carnivora, Felidae. Bases 323 to 1603 code for a protein of 426 amino acids. Gene Ontology annotation, molecular function: protein binding. The transcript is spliced from 12 exons. The record is from RefSeq and is a predicted model, not a curated record.